Molecule: messenger RNA, 2681 nt
Organism: Microbotryum saponariae
Lineage: Eukaryota; Fungi; Basidiomycota; Microbotryomycetes; Microbotryales; Microbotryaceae
Source: the annotation of a GenBank genome assembly
AUGCCUCGUGAUACCUCCAACAAGGACUCCAAGGCGCGCAAUAGUCGUCAUGCCGCCGCUACAGGGCUCAAAACGGGCAAUCUCAAAGUCAAGGGUCGGUGUCUCCCAGCUUGCCCAUUCUCAUUCCCAUUCCCAGCCGCCACCGAUAGUCGAACGGCGCAAGCCACAACUCUGCCGCUGAUUCGUAUCGCUUCUCCCCAACUUGCACGCCGCAACAGGUGAAAACUUUUACCGCGAUGCCAAGUCAGCUCGGCGAGUCAACAUGCUCUCCGGCAAGACGGGCUCCGCAGUCCGUAACGCCCAGGGUCGAGUGAUCCAAGAAGCCGCUUUCCAAUCCAAGGACGUGACCCCCGGAAGGGUCCAACCCGAUCGCAGGUGGUUCGGUAAUACGAGAACGAUUAGUCAGACCGCUUUGGAACAUUUUCGGACCAGUCUCAAGGACAAGAUCGAGGAUCCUUAUGCGGUCGUGUUGAAGAAGAACAAGUUGCCGAUGAGUCUCUUGACCGAUGCGCCGUCCGGGGUAAGUUACUUACACAGCGGCGAGGAUCGCUCUUUCGACAUCUCUCUUGGCAUUCCACUCACGCUCGUGGUCCUGCAAACAGAAAGUCAAGUUGGAUUUGACCACGACUGAGCCCUUCAGCGACACGUUCGGUUCCAAAGCCCAACGCAAGCGGCCUCGUCUCGACGUCGGGUCCUUUUCCGAACUCGCCGACAAAGUCACCGCGCACCAGAACGCCAAGCGCGAUGCCGCCAAAGUCGCAGCAGCGGAUGCGAUCCUCGAAGCCGAGGAUUACGAAGGGUCGCGUAACCCGGAGGAAAUCGCCGCAGAGGUCGCGAACAACAUGCUCAAUGAUGUGCCGCAGGACUAUAUCCUUAGCGCGGGAACUUCGAGGCGUAUCUGGGGAGAAUUGUACAAGGUACGUUGGCCGAGCAAGGCACAAGGGGCGAGCAUCUACAUGACAAGGCUGACCCUUCCUUGCGAUUCCCGUCGCAUCAGGUCAUCGAUUCCUCGGAUCUUCUCUUGCACGUCCUCGACGCUCGUGACCCGAUGGGCACGCGCUGCGAAUCCGUCGAAGCCUACUUGGCCAAAGAGAAGCGCGGUAAGAAAGUCGUCUACAUCCUCAACAAGGUCGACCUCGUUCCUGGGUGGGUCGCCGCUCGAUGGGUCAAGAUCCUCUCCAAGAAGAACCCGACCAUCGCUUUCCACGCUUCGAUCAACAACUCGUUCGGUAAGGGAUCUUUGAUUCAAUUGUUGCGACAAUUCUCGACUCUGUUCUCGGACAAGAAACAAAUCUCAGUCGGGUUCAUUGGCUACCCCAACGUGGGCAAGUCGAGCAUCAUCAACACCUUGAAGAAGAAGGCCGUGUGCAAGACCGCUCCUAUUCCGGGUGAGACGAAAGUCUGGCAAUACAUCACUUUGAUGAAGCGCAUCUACCUCAUCGAUUGUCCUGGAAUCGUUCCUCCGUCGGCGAGGGAUUCCGAAUCGGCCAAGGUCUUGAAAGGUGUAGUGCGAGUCGAGCAUCUUUCGAACCCGGCGGAUCACAUCACGUACCUCUUGGAAAGGGUUCGUCCGGAGUACUUGAGGAGGACGUACGGAAUCAGCGAAUGGACCGAUUCGGAGGAUUUCUUGGCCAAGUUAGCGAACAAGUACGGCAAGUUGCACAAGGGUGGCGAGGCCGAUCAGAGGACGGUCGCGACCAUGGUGUUGAACGUGAGUUCAGGAUGUGCAGCCCCCCCUUCGACUCUGAACCAGCGUAGACACUGAUAGGUUCCUUGUUGACGCAUCAUAGGACUGGAUCCGAGGCAAGAUUCCCUUCUUCGUCGCGCCUCCCGAACCCGAUACCCGAGAAGCCAACGGUAAACCCCUCCCCAAACCUCUCAACCCCUCCACCUCAUCCAACAAGCUCACCAAACCGAUCAAGUCGACCGCAACGGGUGGCUCAGAGACCUUGAGCCGUGGGGAAGGGGUUUUGGCUACCGGUUUGGACAAGGAUGGGAACGUCGUUAAAUCGGUCAAGGGGGUUACGCAACAGCUGCAUCAGAUUGUGCAUUCGACGAGGUUCUUGGAUGAUGAUGUCAAGGCGAUUGAGGUGGACGAGGUCGGUGAGGAUGAUGGAGAGGAAGAGGAGGAGGAGGAGUGGGGUGGGAUCGCCUCGGGCGAUGAGGAUGAAGAGGAAGAGUUUGAGCAAGGAGAGGAGGACGAUCAGAUCCCUCUGCAGUGGGACGAGCUGUUCGCCCAGGCGGUUGGGGAGGAGUCUGACGCUAGUGGAGAUGGCGAGGACGUCGACGAAGAUGAGGAUGAUGACGAUGAGGACGAGGAGGUCGAACUCAUCCUCAACCCUUCGGCUGCUGGUGCUUCAUCGUCCUCCAAACCUGCUUCGAGCAAGAAGCGAGGUGAGUUACCAUACCUUACAGCUUCUACCGAUCGCGCGCUCGAACUAAUAUGUCCCGUAACGUUCGCUCCAGCCGUCGAAGCCGAUUCCGAAUCCGACGUUGACGAAACGACCUUGAAACCGACCAAAGAGCCUCGCAUGAAGACGAACAAGACCAAAGCGACCAAUUACUACACCACCGCCAACGUCAAGAACAAGUCGAGGCGCGGAAAGCCCGACACCUCCGGUCGAGUCGGGGAGGGGAAGGGUACGGGCAAGAAGAGGGGCGGGAGGAAGAGCAAGGCUUAG